AUGGGAAACAACCCCUCGUCAUCCAAGUCCACGACGCCUGUCUCGUCGCAGGACUCUCCCAAGCACCAUCACCACCACCACCACCACCCCAAGAGGGAGUCCAAACACAUCAUUCCGCCGCGGUCUGCCGAGCGAGUCGCUGCCCCGCCCGAACCCUCCCUCACCCAGGCUCAGGGUUCCACGAUCACAAAGGGUCCCAAGCCCCUCCAGUCCAUUCCAAUCUCAAACUUCACCACCGGCUCUCCCUCGUCGAACUCGAGUAACUCCGCCCCGCAACCGAAGCCUCCCGAAGCCAAGCACAUCGUCCGCGAUGCGCCUAGCAAGCCCGUAAACGUCCCUGCUGCCGCCGCCGCCACCACCGAAUCCUCCUCCCUCCGUUCCCAUUACUCUGCCCACAUGAUUGAACCAGCCUUGGUGGGGAACAGCAGCGUGAACGACAUGUCGUAUUUGACACGUCCGCCGCGUAUGCCGCUCCCUAUCGAGGAAGAGAUUCACACUCCCGGAUCGCCCAUAAUCGCGCCCUCCGACACCAACGACGGCAGUGUUCCCGAGGUGGAAAUCCUCGAAGAUGGCAUGACUAGGAAGUCGUCGGCACUGAGCACGAACACCGCGGAAGAUGAAGAUAACGAGGAGUUGAUCGUCGACAAGACCCGGCCCACAGUGCCGACCCGUCUUGAAUGGCGCAAGGGAGGAGGCAAGAUCUACGUUACGGGAACCAUCUUCCAAUGGAACCGCAAACAUAGAUUACAUCCUGUCGAAGGACAGCCUGGCGUGUUUGCGGCGACGAUUCAUAUCCUUCCGGGCACACACCACAUCAGAUUCUUGGUGGACGGGAUCAUGCAGACCUCGCCCGACCUGCCGACAACCGUGGACUUCGGAAACAACCUGGUGAAUUUCAUCGAAGUCAGCGCCGACGACCUGCCGGCGAAGGCACCCGUUGAACCUGGGAAGGACGGCGUCGCCACAGCAGCUACCGUCGACAAGGGUGCUCUCAAAACCUCUGGGUCCCAGACUGAUGACCAACCCAAGCCCCCUAGAGGCAGGGAGGUGCCGUCGCCAAGUCAGUACUUCCAGCAAAUACCCAAGUACCUGGUGGAUUUCGACCAGCCCGAAGACUCGCCGGCGUAUCAGUAUGCGGUGACCGCUAUCGAGAAGCUGCCGACCCCUCCCAGCUUGCCCGGCUUCUUGGGCAAGCCCAUCCUGAACGCAGCAGUCCUUAUGAAGGACGACAACAGCGUUCUUAACAUGCCUAACCAUACCGUGCUCAACCACCUUGCUACCAGUAGUAUUAAGAACAACAUCCUGGCAGUCUCGGCCACGACGCGCUACAAAAACAAGGCAAGCCACCCACUUCUUGUUACACAGUUCUUCACUCAUACCAAAUACAGUACGUCACGACAAUCAUAUAUAAGCCCACCACAACAGAAGAGUAGUCGAUGA
Messenger RNA from Colletotrichum graminicola M1.001, 1440 nucleotides. Its product is annotated as 5'-AMP-activated protein kinase. NCBI's taxonomy places the organism in Eukaryota, Fungi, Ascomycota, Sordariomycetes, Glomerellales, Glomerellaceae. The record is from RefSeq and is a predicted model, not a curated record. Gene Ontology annotation, biological process: signal transduction. Gene Ontology annotation, molecular function: protein kinase binding. Bases 1 to 1440 code for a protein of 479 amino acids. The transcript has 2 exons. Gene Ontology annotation, cellular component: nucleus; cytoplasm; nucleotide-activated protein kinase complex.